Messenger RNA from Patiria miniata (bat star), 2024 nucleotides. RefSeq names its product protein Abitram-like. Gene Ontology annotation, biological process: regulation of actin filament polymerization; dendrite morphogenesis; regulation of filopodium assembly. Gene Ontology annotation, cellular component: dendrite; lamellipodium; filopodium tip. The record is from RefSeq and is a predicted model, not a curated record. Bases 15 to 701 code for a protein of 228 amino acids. The transcript has 5 exons. NCBI's taxonomy places the organism in Eukaryota, Metazoa, Echinodermata, Asteroidea, Valvatida, Asterinidae. Gene Ontology annotation, molecular function: actin filament binding; actin monomer binding.
CCUCAAUUGGGCUGAUGAUUUAUCUCAUAAUCAAAAUGGCGGCGCCCAUGGAGGAAGAAAUAAAUGUUAGCGUUGAGAAUGAACUCAGUCGGAUUGGACAAGAUGACCAAUCUCCUCUCUCGGGAACACAUCCAUCUGUCGUGGAAAGAUACUAUACGGCGGGUUACAAGACUGAUAUGAAUGGGAAUUCUUGCGAAGACUUUUGUAUACUGAAACACUCCAACAAAGUUUGCCUGAUAACGGUUGCGAAAGGUCAUCCAUUGAUCCGGGAAAACAAAAAGAUUCUGAAGGUAGAUUUCCAAGUUGGAGCAAACACGAACAGAAUGCAGAAUAAGGUCGUUGGCAAACGGAAAAAGGGUGGGCAGUGGCUGAACCAAACGGCUCAGCUUUGCAAAGUCACCUGCGCUGAUGGCACCUGUUACACCAUGUCCAGCUGCAUCAACGGCAAACUCGUCGAAGUCAACGAAACACUUCUCCAAGAGCCCCAGCUCAUUCAAACAAGGCCAUGCGGUGAAGGCUACAUCGCCAUAGUGCUUCCUAAGCUCGGAGGAUGUGACCAGCAGAUGGAGAAACUCCUCACACCAGCUCAGUACGAGGCUGUUCUGAAAGCGAGGCUCGAGGAGAGAAAAGAAAAAGGACAGAGUACACCCGAAGAUACUCCAUCAACAUCUGAAGGUCAAUCAUGUGAUACCAGGGACUGAGAAUACCACGCAAAAUGUUUUACCAACUUGACAUUUAUUUGAGCUAUUAUUUAAAUGAGAUUUCCGCGGUCCUGUCUUACUGUCGAUGUCACGUGUUUCAGUAACAGUCAGUGCGCAUGUCUGAAGUGAACUGGUUGAGUGCACCUUCGUACAAACCCACAAGAUAAUGUAUUUAUAUGUACAUUUUUUCUCUCAAGUUCUUUUAUAUACAUGUGUAUCCAGUUCUGAACUUCUGAAUGACAUGUUGAAGAUUGAGGGUUCAAAUCAACCAGCGUAGGUCAAGUAUCAUAUGUCAGAAGGUCAAAGAGUGCACAACUCUGGUGUAUUCAAUAAUUGUUUUAUGAAAAUCCUUUAAAAAAAUUUGUUUGCAUAAAACGCACCUCUGCCUUUUUGAAAAAUUCUCGGAAGUGCACGACGCGCAUGGCACCCGCAGACUUGCACUAGACCACAUUUCUGACACAGCGUCGUUCUCCAAACCAGAUACAAAAACCCAUCAAGCACACGUAAACUACAGCUGGACCCAACUAUUGACUCGCUCUAAUAACUUCCAGGGGUUAGGGUAGGCACACCAACGUCAUCGAUUUGCUUCGUAGAAAACCCACUUCAAAACUAGUUUGGGUGAAAUUUGUGUGAGUGGCCUUGGAAGUGGUGCCUGUUCAAAAGCUAGCUGGGAAAUAUUUGGCUGAGAAAAAAAGCCUAACUUUCGAUCUGUAAAAAAAGAAAUGUACAUUUCAUUCAACUAUACACUGUAAAAAAUAAUGGUUAAAACACUGUUGCACAAUAUGAUUUUAACCAACAUUGGUUUGAAAUUACCUAAUUUGGGUAAAAAUUAUCCAACUAUUAGGGAAGAAUUUGCCCAAGAAUUUAACCUGUUGAUAUGUUGACCAACGUUGGUCUACAUAUCAACCUAUUUGCCCAACGUUUUUACAGUGUAGUAGUAUCCUUAUGAAAAGCAUUUCAACUACGCGUGGAUCAAGGCUAAUGCAAACCAUAUGAAAGGGAUAAGGUCUCAAAUGUGUAGAAAUUUUCUGUACUGGAGUUGUUAUAACUAUACACACUUGUGAGAUGGAACUGAUUGAACUAUCUGUCCAUUUCGAAACAUGUAUGGCGGUUGGUUCAUUUUGGGUUGUAAAUAUUUGUUCAAGUCAAACUUUGGACUUGUUUGUGUAGUUUUGAAAUCGGCGAUUUAUGAAUUGUAUUUACUGGCAUUUCUCUUCUCAUUUUUUUUUUCGGAAAAAAAUAACCAUGUUUGGUAUGACAGUUACUCUUUGCAUUGAAUAAAUAAAGCAUAACCGCCAAAUAUCUAAUAAAGUGUUGCUAGAA